CAGCGGUAAAUAGACAAUUAAUGACAUAGGCAAGAGCGUAUUUAUGAACUAGCACAUUAUCACCUGUAGAAGGCAUUUUCUGUUGAUGAAGAGAAAUACUACUUGGAAGACCAUCGACUAAUUACAAACAUCAUCGUUCUACCUCAGCGCACAUUGGUAUUAUUUGUGGGGCGAAUUUCCAUCUACGUAGACCGAACCUACAGAAUGGAGUUUAAGAUGGGCGAGCGAAAGUGGGUAUCCGAAGCCGACGAGUACGUCUGUGCUCUUUCGGAGGAUACACAAAAGAUAGCCAAAGACACCCUGGGCGAAGACAAAAAUGUACGCGAUCAAGCUUUGGAGUCGAUGAGACACUGGAUUACGCACAAUCCGAGAAUUUUAAACUGUCGCCUAGACUCCAAUUUUUUGCUCAGAUUCCUGCGCUUUUCGAAGUUCAGCGUCGUUCAAGCCCAGAUCGCCCUGGAGCGGUACCUUCUUCUCAGGCAGUCGUACGGAAUGGUCUUCCGCGAGAUGGACAUUAAAAUACCGAAGAUGACCGAAUUGCUGCAGACCGGCUUUCUGUUCGUCUGUCCGAAGCGCGACAAGAAUGGACGUCGCGUGUAUAUAAUCAGGCCGGGCGCCUUCGAUCUGUCGAAGUACACGAAUGCCGAUAUGCUGAAGAUUGCGGGAAUUGCCUUUGAAACGCUGAUCGAGGACGAAGAGAAUCAAGUUAAGGGAUUUGUCUAUUUGGCCGAUGGACAGGGGUGCGGGCUGCCUUAUGUUACGUUGUUCACGCCGCUUGAAAUGGUUCGAUUAGUGAAAAAUGGAGAGAAAACUGUACCUGCGAGGCACAUCGAAAUUCACGGCCUAAACGUACACCCUACAAUGAAGUUUGCGUACGAAUUCGGCAUCUCCUUAAUAUCAGAGAAGAUACGUAAAAGGAUCAAGCUCUACUCGACCAUCGAAGAGUUUCUGGCGGGCGGAACGAUGGAACUCGAUAUACUACCGAAGGAAUACGGAGGCACGACGCCCAUGUCCGAAAUGAUUGACAACUGGAAAGAGGAGCUGCUGAAUGAAAACGCACGUUUACUGUCUCACGAUGAAAUGGCAGUGCAAGAGGAGUUAUUUAGCAGCAAGGAAAGAGACGGUGCCGUUUCGGCACUACGUGCCAGUGGCGGCACUUGUGGAAAUGAGGAUUCUAUGUACGGGGUUACCGGAAACUUUAGAAAGUUAGAAGUAGACUGAUGUUAAUAAAACAAAUUUAUUUCAAACGUCGAUUCUUGAAUCCUUCAGAUUUUCGUUGAAUUUUGUCUGUUUUGUUAUACACUUCAAAUCCUCACACGGAGCGAGUGUAUAAUA
Messenger RNA from Photinus pyralis (common eastern firefly), 1335 nucleotides. Its product is annotated as clavesin-2-like. Gene Ontology annotation, molecular function: phosphatidylinositol bisphosphate binding. NCBI's taxonomy places the organism in Eukaryota, Metazoa, Arthropoda, Insecta, Coleoptera, Lampyridae. Bases 205 to 1221 code for a protein of 338 amino acids. The record is from RefSeq and is a predicted model, not a curated record. Gene Ontology annotation, cellular component: membrane. The transcript is spliced from 6 exons.